AUGCGCGCAGCCAGAUCAGCUGACAGCGGUCAGAUGAUGAUGGCAGACUCUGGCAGUCGCGAAGAAGUAGCCGUGAUUUGCAACACGGACAUCACUUCAACGGAAUCCGAGAACAACAUCAUAAACACGAUGGUGGAAAGAAGUACUGCUCUGUUGAAAAAAAUGGAAAUAAGCGUAGCAGAGGCAGAUAAAAGGACUGGGAAAAACACUGUUAAUAUGCAGGAAACCUACACGGUCUACCUCAUUGAAACAAGGCCAGCUGAAUCUGUCCCAGAAGGAGGUACGCCGGCUGCUCCUGACACUUUGUGGAGGCGCUACAGUGAGUUUGAGCUCCUCAGAACGUACCUCCUGGUAACCUAUCCGUACGUCAUCGUCCCUCCACUGCCAGAGAAAAGGGCUGAGUUUGUGUGGCACAAGCUUUCUGCAGACAACCUCGACCCAGAUUUUGUUGAGCGACGGAGGGUUGGUCUGGAAAACUUCCUGCUACGUGUUGCAUCACAUCCUGUCCUGUCCAAUGACAAAAUUUUCUUUCUCUUUCUUACAGAGGAAAAGGAAUGGAGAGAGGCAGUUCUUGAGACAGGUUUUCAAGACAAGGUGGACUCCAGAUUAAAGUCUUUGAGUGCCAUGUUAAGGGUCAAGAACCCUGACAAGAGGUUCACGGCUCUGAAACACUACAGUGAUGAGUUGAACACCGUCGUCUCUCAGUUACUCAGAGUGAGAGCGCGAGUAGCAGACAGACAGUAUGGAGUUUAUAAGGUCCAUGCCAACUACGGCAGAGUUUUCAGUGAAUGGAGCGCAAUAGAAAAGGAAAUGGGAGACGGGCUGCAGAGCGCUGGCCACCACAUGGACACGUACGCUGCGUCAAUAGAUGACAUUCUUGAGGAAGAAGAGCAUUACGCAGACCAGCUGAAAGAAUACCUCUUCUACACCGACUCUGUCAGGUCGGUGUGUAGGAAACAUGAGUUGAUCCAGUAUGAGCUGGAGAUGGCAGCGCAGGACCUCGCCUACAAGAAACAACAAAAAGAAGAGCUGGCAACUGGGGCAGUGCGAAUCUUCUCUCUAAAGGGAAUGACCAGUAAGUUAUUUGGUCAGGAGAGCCAGGAGCAGAGGGAGAGCAAGGUAGCAGCCCUGGAACAGAGCAUCCAAGAAGGAGAGGAAGCCAUCAAGGAGAAGAACGCCGAGUGCCAAGAGUUCGUGCAAAAAGCGUGGAACGACAUUGAACGUUUUAAAGAGCAGAAGGACAAAGAUUUACGUGAAGCACUAAUCAGCUACGCUGUUAUGCAGAUCAGCGUGUGUAAAAAGGGAAUCCAGGUGUGGUCCAACGCCAAAGAGUGCUUCAACAAAAUGUGAGCUGCUUCAGGUACCACUCUUCAAAAGCAGCAGUCGUUCAGAUCGUACAGCCCGGGGCCAUCAGCUGCUGCUUGUGCUGCCUCACAUUUUUGUGACCAAAAUGCAGGACACCC
Molecule: messenger RNA, 1463 nt
Organism: Nematolebias whitei (Rio pearlfish)
Lineage: Eukaryota; Metazoa; Chordata; Actinopteri; Cyprinodontiformes; Rivulidae
Gene: snx4
Product: sorting nexin 4
Exons: 14
Coding region: 1-1350 (449 amino acids)
Biological process (GO): protein transport
Molecular function (GO): phosphatidylinositol binding
Source: RefSeq, a predicted model, not a curated record